UACAUCGAAAGACCGAAUACAGCGGAGCCACGAAGGAACCUCGCUUUGCAGGAAGAACAAGAUAUCGUUUUCUCAAGAACUGGAUUUGCCCCGGUUCUUCACCGCCAGCUCGAGCUCAGAUUUCAGCGCGCGCUCCAAGAGACCUUCAGCUGGAUGGUGGCGUGAAGAAUUGUCCUUUGCAAUCUUCUACAGCUUCCUAAUGGCGCUGAAUAACUCUGCAGUGGGCUUAGAAGUCAUCUUGGCGAUGGACCAACUGUUGGAACUCACCCCUUCCCACGUCACCCCUAAACCCCUGGAGGCCACAGUGAUGACUCCAUGGGACGUGGCCCUGUGCAUAUCAGGAGCCCUCAUUUGCUGUGAAAAUGCAAUCGUCGUGGCCACCAUCUUCUCCUCGUCAUCUCUACGGGCACCUAUGUUCCUGCUAAUUGGCAGCCUGGCCUGGGCGGACUUCCUGGCAGGGGUGGGACUCCUUUUGCACUUCCUGUCUCGCCGGUGUGUGUACUCAGAAGCUCUAGAGCUGGGGAGCGUGGGUCUGUUAGUCAGCGCGUUCAGUGCGUCCGUGUUCUCCCUGUUGGUAAUCACCCUGGACCGUUUCCUCUCACUACAUCGCGCUCUGACUUACGGAUCCCGCCGCACGCACACGCAAACACGCUGCGCUCUGGCCGUCGGCUGGACUCUUGCGGGUCUUCAAGGUGCCCUGCCUGCCAUGGGCUGGAAUUGCUUGCACGAUGGAGAAUCCUGCAGCGUUCUUCGCCCUUUGACCCGAGUGCACCUGGCGACCCUGUGCAGCGGCUUCCUGCUAACCUUGGCUCUGAUGCUGCAGCUCAACGCCCGUAUCUGCCGGGUCGUACUUCGCCACUCGCAUCAAAUCGCCCUCCAGAGACACACGCUCCCAUCUGCGCGCACGCACACGCGCCGUCGGGUUCACACGCUCGCCCUCAUCCUCGCCACAUUUGCUAGCUGCUGGAUGCCCUUCGCCUUGUAUGGUCUCUUGGGCGACGGAUCGUCCCCAGCUCUGUAUACUUAUGCCACAUUGGUUCCGCUCACAGGAAACUCUAUGCUGAACCCACUGAUCUAUGCCUACAGAAACACACACAUACAGAGAGUGCUGCGACAGGCCUGCUGCUGUUGUCUACCAAACACACCCAACAAAAAUACACACACUCCCAGUGAUGUCUAACAUCAUGUGCUGUAAGCACGUCUGAACACUUCGGAAGAUUCUAUGGUGCCAUACAAGAUUCCGUUUCACAUUUUAUGUCUGUUCCUGUUUGGGAAUAUCACUGUGCCAGUUGCCAAAUGUCCUGUCUCAACGGUGUUAACAUGACCACUGUCAGUGACCUGAUCUCAUCUGCAUCAUUUUAUUAAGUGGUACAAAGGGUUUAUGGAACUGUGUGUGCCCUUUUUUAUUUUAUACUGAAGACUGCCACCGUAUCCUUUUAGCUAG
This is a messenger RNA of Sinocyclocheilus anshuiensis, 1444 nucleotides long. Its product is annotated as G-protein coupled receptor 12-like. The record is from RefSeq and is a predicted model, not a curated record. The transcript has 2 exons. Gene Ontology annotation, biological process: G protein-coupled receptor signaling pathway. Lineage: Eukaryota; Metazoa; Chordata; Actinopteri; Cypriniformes; Cyprinidae. Gene Ontology annotation, cellular component: membrane. Gene Ontology annotation, molecular function: G protein-coupled receptor activity. Bases 200 to 1180 code for a protein of 326 amino acids.